UUGUUGUUGGCGAGGGGUAAUAUUUUGGGCCUGUGGCAUAGCCCAUGGGGCCGAAUUACAGACCCAUUUUCCUUCAUUCUAGGCCUUUGCCUUAUGGCCCUAACUGACAUAUGGGACCCAGUUGCCAGUGUCAUCCGUCAAUAAACCCCAGAACCCGCGUCCGCGAACAAUUCCUCUCCCCAGCCUCGCCGCCCGGCCGCACCUCGUCCCCUCGCCUCGCCGCCGCCUCCUCCCCCACGCGCGCGGUCGUCCAGCCAUGGGGAGAUCGUCGUCGGCGACGGCGGCGGGAAGUAAGAAGCGGAGGUCCAAAACCGGAGCUCUAACCCUAGGGGAGGUGAAGACGCUUGGCGAGGAGCUCCUCUCGUCGCGCGCCAACCUCAACCACGCCCCCACCCUCCUCGCGCUCCUCUCCCCCUCCGCGCCGCUGGACCUCGCGCUGGAGGCGCUCAUCUCGCUCCAGUCGUUCUUCGUGCCCCUCCUCCCUUCCAUCCCCUCCGCCGCCGCCACGGCCGCCGCGGCCGCGGGGGAUGCAGACCCCGAGCUUGUGUUUAGGUCCUGGUUGCGGAAGCGUUUCGACGAGCUCGUUGCGGCGCUCGUCGAGCUCACCGUGUCUCCGCACAGUGAUGAUGCAAUCAGGGAUCUGGCACUUGAUGCGCUCAUGGAUUUCGUGAAGCUGGGCAAGGAUGGGAGAUUCCAGUCGGCAAUUUACCACAAGUUUAUCCACAAUUUGAUUCAUGCUACCGACUCAAUUGAUCCUUUGCUAGAGUUGCUUGGACCAAAGUACUUCAUAUACACUGAUGUUUGUUACUUCACUUACACUAGCUUAGACAAGAUCGCCAGCAGUAUAGGCAAUAAAGCCACCGGUUCUGAAAAGAGUGUCUUGCAUAGUGGCGAUGAUGGGCCAGAAGACAGAGGCACUAUUUAUGUACGCAAUAUAUACAAUACUUUGGCGCAUAUUCCUGCCUUGGAUUUUCAGGAGUCAAAGUUUAAUAUGUGGAGUACUGUUGGCCUUUCUUCCAAAGGAGAAAAGAACUCAUCUGAGGACUGCUCUGCUACUUACAUUAACAAAAAACUCAAAUCAAAGUUCAGCAAAGCCUGGAUAUCCUUUCUCAAGCUGCCACUUCCGCUUGAUGUGUACAAGGAGGUCCUUGCAACAAUUCAUAAGAAUGUAAUUCCUUCAAUGUCGAACCCGGCCAUCUUGUGUGAUUUCUUGACUAGAUCAUAUGACAUUGGUGGUGUUAUCAGUGUGAUGGCCCUAAGUGGUCUUUUCAUUCUUAUGACACAACAUGGCCUGGAAUAUCCAAAAUUCUAUGACAAACUCUAUGCAUUACUGACUCCUGCUGUUUUCAUGGCGAAACAUCGGGCAGUUUUCUUGCAACUUCUGGAUGCAUGUCUGAAAUCUUCAUAUCUUCCUGCAUAUCUUGCUGCCGCGUUUGCAAAAAGAUUGAGUAGACUAACCCUUUCAGUUCCACCUGCUGGCGCUCUUAUUAUUAUUGCUUUAAUUCACAAUCUACUGCGGAGACACCCGUCAAUAAAUUUUUUGGUCCAUUGGGAAAUUGAUGCAAAUGAUUCUGAAAUCUUUAACGAAGCUAGUCAACGUAAGAAGGUUGGCGCUGAUCCUUUCAACAAUGAAGAGACUGACCCUGCAAAGUCUGGUGCAAUGCGAAGUUCUCUAUGGGAAAUAGACACACUGCGCCAUCAUUACUCUCCUGCUGUUUCAAGAUUCGUUGCUUCACUUGAAAAUGAUCUCACUGUUCGGGCCAAAACUACUGAGAUGAAAAUAACGGACUUUAGUUCAGGCUCCUACGCAACAGUUUUCAGAGAUGAGGUACGACGGCGGAUAAAACAAGUUCCCCUUGCUUUCUACAGAACUACACCAACUUGUUUAUUUCAAGAGUCAGAUUUUCCUGGAUGGACUUUUAGGGAUCAAUUCAAAAACAUGGCAGAAACUAGUGUAGAAGGCAAUGGGAUCAGUACGGUAGAUAUUAGCAACAGCUCGCCCGCCAAAAGGUUGCGGAUGGAGACCAUUCCAAAAGAGCACUACAUUAAUCCUCUAGGUCACUUUGUCACCAUGAAGUUCAUUUUCUAUCUGUUCAGUAUUUUCUGUUGUCUGUGUUCCUGCGCACAAAGCCAAAACAUCUCUGGGAGGCCCGAUGCAGUGAGAAUUGGAGCUCAGUUCGCAAGGAAUUCAACAAUUGGGAGAGUUGCCGCAGUUGCCGUCCUUGCUGCUGUCAAUGACAUCAACAAUGAUUCGAAUAUCCUUCCGGGAACAAAGCUGGAUCUUCAUAUGCAUGAUUCCAGUUGCAAUCGCUUUCUUGGCAUUGUGCAAGCCUUGCAAUUCAUGGAGAAAGAUACAGUGGCAAUCAUCGGCCCAUUGUCUUCUACCACCGCCCAUGUCCUUUCUCAUCUUGCAAAUGAACUCCACGUACCUCUGAUGUCCUUUUCUGCAACUGAUCCAACUCUUUCGUCACUUGAGUAUCCGUUCUUUGUGCGGACUACCGUCAGUGAUCAAUUUCAAAUGACUGCUGUUGCUGACUUAGUUGAGUAUUAUGGGUGGAAGCAAGUGACAACCAUAUUUGUGGAUAAUGAUUAUGGAAGAAAUGCAAUAUCCUCUUUAGGCGAUGAACUUUCCAAGAGGCGAUCUAAGAUCCUGUAUAAAGCUCCAUUUAGGCCAGGAGCAAGCAACAAUGAAAUAGCUGAUGUGCUGAUCAAGGUUGCAAUGAUGGAGUCUCGGGUCAUCAUCCUGCAUGCGAAUCCCGACUCUGGACUUGUGGUUUUCCAACAAGCACUCAAACUUGGCAUGGUAUCCAAUGGGUAUGCGUGGAUUGCAACAGAUUGGCUCACUUCAUACCUUGAUCCAUCGGUACAUCUCGACAUUGGAUUACUGAGCACAAUGCAGGGUGUUCUUACAUUGCGUCACCACACUGAAAAUACCAGAAGGAAGAGUAUGUUGUCUUCAAAAUGGAGUGAAUUGCUUAAGGAGGAUAGUGGUCACAGCAGAUUCUUGCUUAGUACUUAUGGCCUGUAUGCUUAUGAUACUGUCUGGAUGCUUGCUCAUGCGCUGGAUGCAUUUUUCAAUAGUGGCGGAAACAUUUCUUUCUCUCCUGACCCCAAACUAAAUGAAAUUUCAGGAAGAGGGUUGAAUUUGGAAGCAUUGAGUGUCUUUGACGGCGGACAGCUGCUACUAGAAAAAAUCCACCAGGUAGACUUCUUGGGUGCAACUGGCCCAGUAAAAUUUGAUUCAGGUGGUAAUCUUAUCCAGCCUGCAUAUGACAUUGUCAGCAUAAUAGGAUCUGGUUUGCGGACAGUUGGUUACUGGUCCAACUAUUCUGGGCUAUCAGUUAUAUCUCCUGAGACUCUCUACAAGAAACCAGCAAAUCGUACUAGAGAAACUCAAAAACUUCAUGAUGUGAUCUGGCCAGGUGAGACUAUAAAUAAGCCUCGGGGAUGGGUUUUUCCUAACAAUGGAAAUGAGAUAAAGAUUGGAGUUCCCGAUAGGGUAAGUUACCGUCAAUUUGUAUCAGUUGAUAGUGAAACUGGAAUGGUGCGGGGACUCUGUAUUGAUGUGUUUGUCGCUGCAAUAAACUUGUUAGCAUAUCCAGUUCCGUAUAGGUUUGUACCUUUUGGGAACAACAGGGAGAAUCCAAGCUAUUCGGAGCUUAUCAAUAAAAUUAUAACAGAUGACUUUGAUGCUGUGGUAGGCGAUGUAACUAUCAUCACAAAUCGAACAAAGGUUGUUGAUUUCACUCAGCCAUAUGUGUCGUCUGGGCUUGUGGUCCUUACCUCUGUUAAGAGGCAGAACUCGGGUGGAUGGGCCUUUCUGCAGCCAUUCACGAUCAAGAUGUGGACCGUCACUGGACUGUUCUUUCUUAUCAUAGGGACAGUAGUUUGGAUGCUUGAACAUAGAAUCAAUGAUGAAUUCCGUGGCCCUCCUGCGAAACAGCUUAUUACUGUGUUCUGGUUCAGUUUCUCAACUCUGUUUUUCGCACACAGAGAGGACACCAGGAGCACUCUCGGCCGCUUCGUGAUCAUCAUAUGGCUGUUCGUCGUUCUGAUCAUCCAGUCGAGCUACACUGCCAGCCUGACCUCCAUACUCACCGUGCAGCAGCUCACGUCGCCGAUCACCGGGAUCGACAGCUUGAUCACCAGCGACGUUCCCAUCGGGUUUCAGGUCGGGUCCUUCGCGGAGAACUACCUCGCCCAGGAGCUCGGCGUUGCCCACUCGAGGCUUAAGGCGCUCGGCUCACCAGAGGAGUACAAGAAGGCACUUGACCUUGGCCCCAGCAAAGGAGGCGUUGCGGCCAUCGUCGACGAGCGCCCGUACAUUGAGCUCUUCUUGUAUCAGAACCCUAAGUUCGCCGUCGUGGGCUCCGAGUUCACCAAGAGCGGCUGGGGCUUCGCGUUCCCGAGGGACUCGCCGCUGUCAGUGGACCUGUCGACGGCGAUCCUGGAGCUGUCGGAGAACGGCGACCUGCAGAGGAUCCACGACAAGUGGCUGGCGAGCGACAUGUCGUCCAUGUCGCAGGCCAGCGAGCUGGAUCAGGAUCCGGACCGGCUGGACGUGUACAGCUUCUCGGCGCUGUUCCUCAUCUGCGGCCUCGCCUGCAUCUUCGCCCUCGCCAUACACGCCUGCAACCUCUUCUACCAGUACUCCCGCCACGCCGCGGAGGAGGACCCCGCUGCGCUGCAGCCGUCCGCCAGCGACGGCAGCCGCUCCCUCUCCCGGCGCAGCAAGCUCCAGUCCUUCCUGUCCUUCGCCGACCGCCGGGAAGCCGACAUCCGGAGGGCGGCCAAGGAGAAGGCGUCUGGUCUGGGCGGCAGCGGAGGGUCCAUGAGCGGCGUCAGCUUCACGUCAAGCGGCAGCGGCAGCACCACCGCUUCAUGCUAAAGCCUUGAUAAUUAGUUAAUUUUCAGGUUAAUUACUUUACCUCUCCUUGUGCUGCAGAAUUGUAGAGAUACGUAAGCACAUUGGAACUUUUGCUGCGCUCCGGCGCUUACUGAAACACUAGUAUAGCAAUAUACUGAAACACAUUGGAGUAACAUUUUGAUCGACUAAAACGGCACGACCUACUAUGAUCA
This is a messenger RNA of Oryza sativa Japonica Group (Japanese rice), 5079 nucleotides long. The record is from RefSeq and is a predicted model, not a curated record. Lineage: Eukaryota; Viridiplantae; Streptophyta; Magnoliopsida; Poales; Poaceae.